GUUCUCUGUUUGCGAGACUUGUCCUUGGAAACCUCCAGAUAUACGUUGUCCCAACAUGUGGUACUGAGUAUUACCUUCCCAGGGUAACCAAUGAAGCAGUUAUGAUCUAUACUGAAUGAAGAUUGAAACAUGAAAUGUUUUAUUUGCUUGCUGGGAAACGAAAUGCUAAAUUGUGGAUGGUUGCAAGUGCUUCUAAUUUCCUAGCAUCUAUCACACACAGCUGAAAUGAAUCAGCAGCAGCAGAGGCUUAUAUGUUGCUGUCCACUUUCAAUCAUUCAUCCACUGCUCUUUACUCUCUCAGUUAUGCUUUAACCACCCCACACCUGAGAGAUGCCGGCCAUCUGUUUACUCCCCCUCACCCAAACAGGUGGGAGAGCUACCGGCGCUGUGGGUGUUGAAUGAUUAAGCUGAAGAUGUUUACAUUCCAAGGCCGAGCUUUCGACAGUUCAAACCAAAGAGACGGGAGAGAAUUUGAAUUCUUGUCUGACCAAUAACCGACAGGCUCCACCUCCAAUUCCCCAAAAACUGUGCUGGUUAUAUGGGCAUUCAGCCUUCCAAAUGCUCACUAAAUCCAUCUCUGGAUACGGAUUUUGUAGGGAAACUGUGUGACACAUGCUUCAGACAUGCCUUCAUUGGGAUUAGAGAUACUAGGAGUGACUCUGGCUCUCCUGGGAUGGAUCUCUGCGAUCGUUUCCUGUGCAUUGCCCAUGUGGAGAGUGUCAGCAUUCAUUGGGGUGAACAUUGUGACAGCCCAGACGACCUGGGAGGGUAUCUGGAUGAACUGUGUGGUGCAGAGCACUGGCCAGAUGCAGUGUAAAAUCCACGACUCCAUGUUGGCUCUGAGUGCAGACCUUCAGGCCGCCCGUGCCCUAACUGUCAUCUCCAUUGUAUUGGGAAUUGUGGGACUCCUGAUGUCGGUCAUGGGGGCAAAGUGCACCAACUGCAUGGACGAAGAGGCAGCUAAAGCUCGGGUGAUGAUUGCUUCUGGAGGGGCUUUUAUUUUGGCUUGCCUCACCCAGAUUAUACCUGUGUCAUGGUCCGCUCAUACUAUCAUCAUGGAGUUCUAUAGUCCGGUCAUACCAGAGGCCCAGAAGAGGGAGAUCGGUGCUGCUCUGUACCUGGGACUGGAGCUGAUUGGUAUUUCCCUGUGCAUACUGGGAUGGAUAAUUGCCAUCUUGGCCUGUGCCCUGCCCAUGUGGAGGGUGACGGCCUUCAUUGGCAGCAACAUCGUGACGGCUCAGAUCAUCUGGGAGGGCCUGUGGAUGAGCUGCGUGGUCCAGAGCACAGGACAGAUGCAAUGUAAGGUCUAUGACUCCAUGCUGGCCCUCUCUCAGGACCUCCAAGCAGCCCGCGCCCUCACCGUCAUCUCCAUCUUGUUGGCUAUCCUGGCCCUGCUCGUGGCCAUCGCCGGGGCCAAGUGCACCAACUGCAUUGAGGACGAGGCCUCCAAGGCAAAGGUGAUGAUCGUAUCUGGAAUCUUUUUCAUUGUUUCUGGUGUCAUGCAGCUCAUCCCAGUCUCCUGGUCGGCCCACACCAUAAUCAGGGACUUUUACAACCCGUUACUCACCGACGCUCAGCGUAGAGAACUGGGUGCUGCACUGUAUGUCGGCUGGGCAGCAGCCGCGCUCCUGGUUCUUGGUGGAGGACUUCUGUGCUGCUCCUGUCCACCACGGGAGACCAGAUACAACAGCUCAAGAAUGGCCUACUCUGCCCGGUCUGCAGGAGGCCCAGUUUUAGAGAGAAAGGACUAUGUAUGAAGGAAGGUCAAACAAAGAAAGACAUGAAUCUUUAAAAUGCACCUUUAUCCCACAGGAACACUGAGUUGGGAAAAGGAACUUGAAGAAAACAAGUGUUUGAUUUGGUAAUUGGUUUGUUUAGCUGCCAGAGAAGGAAACAUAUACAAAGAGCACAUUUUUACAAAUGUAUUUGUGCACUGUCUUGUUGAGAUAAAGAAGUUACUGUCACUGUAAAAUCACAGUUCCUUUUAUAAAACUGUAGCUUUUUAUGUUUUCAACGGAAUAAAUUGUUGUUCUUAAACCCACCACUGAUCUUCAUUAUAAAGACCCACUUUAUAAUAAAAAAACAGAAGAAUUUGCCACCAGGGUUAAGAACAGAGUUAUGAGAUGUAAAUACAGUAAUGACAUUCCCUUUUAGUAGACACCGCAGAUAAUAACUGUAUUAAACACAACUGCUAGCUCAUUGUGGUGAGGAGAGAUGAUGGUGUUUUGCUUUACAGUUUGCAAUGAAGCAGCGAGACACCAUUUGUUCCUUUAAAAUGAAUUUAUCCUGAUGCAUUACAUACUCAUAUGAUGUUUAUGUUUUUUCUAAUAAAACUGAUUGUUAUUAGCUA
Molecule: messenger RNA, 2350 nt
Organism: Girardinichthys multiradiatus
Lineage: Eukaryota; Metazoa; Chordata; Actinopteri; Cyprinodontiformes; Goodeidae
Product: claudin-3-like
Exons: 3
Coding region: 624-1757 (377 amino acids)
Biological process (GO): cell adhesion; bicellular tight junction assembly
Cellular component (GO): bicellular tight junction; plasma membrane
Molecular function (GO): structural molecule activity
Source: RefSeq, a predicted model, not a curated record